UGAUUUUGGUGACGCUAAAGUAAACAAGAGUGAAGUUAUUGAAUUUAUUACUAAUCAAACAAUACUAAAAUAACAAAAAUAUCUUAAAAUUCAGAUUUUUUGAUUUAGUUUCAAACCAAGAGUUGUAGUAUGACCAGCAGGAGACAAUUGAAGGCUUCAAUGAUUUUGGUGACGCUAAAGUAAACAAGAGUGAAGUUAUUGAAUUUAUUACUAAUCAAACAAUACUAAAAUAACAAAAAUAUCUUAAAAUUCAGAUUUUUUGAUUUAGUUUCAAACCAAGAGUUGUAGUAUGACCAGCAGGAGAAAAUUGAAGGCUUUAAUGAUUUUGGUGACGCUAAAGUAAACAAGAGGGAAGUUAUUGAAUUUUAUUACAAAUAAAAGAAUAUUAAAAUCAUGAAAAUUUCUGAAAAUUGAGAUUUUUUCAUUUAGUUUCAAACCAAGAGUUGUAGUAUGACCAGCAGGAGAUUAUUGAAGGCUUCAAUGAUUUUGGUGACACUACAAUAUAUAAGAGUGAAGUUAUUUAAUUUAUUACUAAUAAAACAAUUCUAAGAUAAUGAAAAAUUCUUUAAAUUCAGAUUUUUUGAUUUAGUUUCAAACCAAGAGUUUUAGUAUGAGCAGCAGGAGACAACUGAAGGCUCCUGUGAUUUUGGUGACACCCUAACCCAGAGAGCAGAGGUGAGUUGCACAUUGCAGACAGUAGACUUUGUUCUUUUACUCAUGUGUUUAUUGUGUUUGUUUAUUUCAGAUGUUAGAGUUAGAAACAUGCACAUUGUCAGUCAUUGUAGACAGUAGACUUUGUUCUUUUACUCAUGUGUUUAUUGUGUUUGUUUAUUUCAGAUGCUGAGAGAUCAAGUGGUGGACGUCCAGAGAGGAGAGAUGCUGAGAGAUCAAGAGGUGGACGUCCAGAGAGGAGAGAUGCUGAGAGAUCAAGUGGUGGACGUCCAGAGAGGAGAGGUGAGUUACAAACAUGCACAGUGUCACGUAGGUGAUGAGUGUUUUGUGUGUCUCUUUAUUGCGGUGACUUGUUUUGAUCACUUGUAUGUUUGAUUGAUUGCUUUGUGACACAUUGAAGACAUUGGACUUUGAUCAUUUACUCAUAUGUGUCUUUUAUUUGUUUCAGGAGGUUCACAGAGAUGAGUUGCAACAAGAAAACGUUAUGCAUGGUGUCAGAGAUUUGCCGUAGAAGCAGAGCUUCUUCUUCUUCUUCUUCUUCUUCUUCUUCUUCUUCUUCUUCUUCUUCUUCUUCUUCUUCUUCUUCUUCUUCUUCUUCUUCUUCUUCUUCUUCUUCUUCUUCUUCUUCUUCUUCUUCUUCUUCUUCUUCUUCUUCUUCUUCUUCUUCUUCUUCUUCUUCUUCUUCUUCUUCUUAAUGGAAUUUCACCUAAAUAAAAAAAAAAAAAAAAAAAAAGAGUCCAAACUGCAUUGUCGUCAAUUUUUCUGAAAAACAAAGAGGAAAGUGUGAAGAGAGAGAAAAGUAGGAAAGAGGAAAAGAGUAAAGUGUGAGAAAAAAGCAAAGAGAGAAGAGAGGAAAAAGAAGAAAGUUUAAGGAAAGAACAAAGAGAAAAAGAACAAAGUGUGAGGAAAGAGGAUAGAGGAAAAAAGACUAAGUGUGAGAGAAAGGGGAUAGAGGAAAAAAAGACUAAGUGUGAGAGAAAAGGGGAUAGAGGAAAAAAAGACUAAGUGUGAGAGAAAAGGGGAUAGAGGAAAAAAAGACUAAGUGUGAGAGAAAAGGGGAUAGAGGAAAAAAAGACUAAGUGUGAGAAAAAAGGGGAUAGAGGAAAAAAGACUAAGUGAGAGAAAAGGGGAUAGAGGAAAAAAAGACUAAGUGUGAGAGGAAAAAAAGACUAAGUGUGAGAGGAAAAAAGACUAAGGAAAGAGUGAGGAAAGAGGAAAAAGAACAAAGUGCUGCUUUACUCUUGUGUUUGAUUGUUUCAGAUGCUGAGAGAUCAAGCGGUGGACGUUCAUAGAGGAGAGGUGAGUUAGACAUUGUCACACAUUGCUGCUUUAUUCAUGUGUUUGUUUUUUUCAGAUGCUGAGAAGCCAAGUGGUGGACGUCCAGAGAGCAGAGAUCCUGAGAGAUCAAGUGGUGGACGUCCAGAGAGGAGAGAUCCUGAGAGAUCAAGUGGUGGACGUCCAGAGAGGAGAGGUGAGUUACACAUUGUCACACAUUGCUGCUUUAUUCAUGUGUUUGAUUGUUUCAGAUGCUGAGAGACCAAGUGGUGGACGUCCAGAGAGGAGAGAUCCUGAGAGAUCAAGUGGUGGACGUCCAGAGAGGAGAGGUCCUGAGAGAUCAAGUGGUGGACGUCCAUAGAGGAGAGAUCCUGAGAGAUCAAGUGGUGGACGUCCAGAGAGGAGAGAUCCUGAGAGACCAAGUGAUGGACGUCCAGAGAGGAGAGAUGCUGAGAGACCAAGCGGUGGACGUCCAGAGAGCAGAGGUGAGUUACACAUUGUCACACAUUGCUGCUUUAUUCAUGUGUUUGAUUGUUUCAGAUGCUGAGAGACCAAGUGGUGGACGUCCAGAGAGGAGAGAUCCUGAGAGAACAAGUGGUGGACGUCCAGAGAGGAGAGAUCCUGAGAGACCAAGUGGUGGACGUCCAGAGAGGAGAGAUCCUGAGAGAUCAAGUGGUGGACGUCCAGAGAGGAGAGAUCCUGAGAGAUCAAGUGGUGGACGUCCAGAGAGGAGAGGUGAGUUAAACAUUGUCACACAUUGCUGCUUUAUUCAUGUGUUUGAUUGUUUCAGAUGCUGAGAGACCAAGCGGUGGACGUCCAGAGAGGAGAGAUCCUGAGAGAUCAAGUGCUGGACGUCCAGAGAGCAGAGGUGAGUUACACAUUGUCACACAUUGCUGCUUCAUUCAUGUGUUUGUUUGUUUCAUAUGCUGAGAGACCAAGUGGUGGACGUCCAGAGAGAAG
Molecule: messenger RNA, 2907 nt
Organism: Amphiprion ocellaris (clown anemonefish)
Lineage: Eukaryota; Metazoa; Chordata; Actinopteri; Pomacentridae
Exons: 15
Coding region: 2199-2744 (181 amino acids)
Source: RefSeq, a predicted model, not a curated record